Molecule: messenger RNA, 3056 nt
Organism: Apis cerana (Asiatic honeybee)
Lineage: Eukaryota; Metazoa; Arthropoda; Insecta; Hymenoptera; Apidae
Gene: Tre1
Product: Trapped in endoderm 1
Biological process (GO): G protein-coupled receptor signaling pathway
Cellular component (GO): membrane
Molecular function (GO): G protein-coupled receptor activity
Source: RefSeq, a predicted model, not a curated record
GGGUCCAAAAAUUCUCACGAUGGUCACCAUAACUCGAGUAGUAUCAUUUCGCUCGAUUGUACUUGAACAGUGCUCGGUUCAACAAUGAUCUCCAGAGAGAGAGAGAGAGAGAAAGAAAAAGAGAUUAAAUUAAUUACGAUUCCUUGGUGGCAGUGAUGCUUGGGCAAAAGAGGCAAGGGUUUAGAGAGGCGGAAUACGAAAGAGCUGUAAAAAAGGCAGCGAUGGAGGAAGCGAGAGAGUUAAAUGAAAGAAGUGGCAGAUAAGAAGUGUAUUUCUCGUGUAAAAGGGGAGUAAAGCGUCGACGAAUCUCGUCAGUCGAGGAAUGAUCGUUGUGCCAGCUAGGCGAAACGAGUUUGCUACUGUUCUAGUAUUGUAAAGAAUUGCGAGAAAUCGCAUAUUUUCACGCAAAAAGUGUGGAACUUGAAAGUUUUGGAAUUUUAUUAAAUAAUAAAAAAUAAUUUUAUUUUAUUUCAAACAUUUUAUUUGUUAUUUGCAACGCUCAAGAAGUAAAAAUAAUUUAUUGUUGGAACUUCUUGAAUCUUAGUGAAAAAGAUGAAUAAUUAAUAAAAAGAGUUAAAAUUGAUAUAGAGAAAUGAUGGAAGUUUAUAGAUUUGGGAUAAGGUGUUAUCGUAUAUGUAAAAGUUAUGAGAGUUUCUUUGGUGGUGAGAAAGAAAGAGGAAACAUAGUGAAAUAGAGUGGUAUUCAAUAAUCGAGUUUCUGAACUGAAUGUGACCCUUUGUGAGACGUUAUCAAUGAUGAUUUGAUUUGAAGAAAGAGCAGGAAGAAGAUAGGAAUUUGAAGAUAACAGCGAUUUUUCAUUAUACAAUAAAUUACCUGUUUAAUGGUAAUGUUGAAAAAAGAAAUAGUAUGAAAUAGUAUUUAAAAAUCAAUUGACUCACAAAUUUCAGAUGUUUAAUUUAGAAUAUCGAAUCACGAAAUAAUGUAAUUCAAAUUUCCAAGACUUUCGUCAAUAAUAUAUUUCAAAGAUUUCCAAGAUCUUUACCUUCGUUUUUCAAGAUUUUUCGAGGAGACGAAGAAAUAUCUCUAGAAAAUUGGAAAUGAACAUAUCGCGUCAAUGCCAAUAUUUCCAAGAAACCAGCGAAAAUCAAUUAUUUUCAAUAAGGCAAGGUCGAAGUUCACCGGAUUCCGAUAGUUUCAAGAAAAACUCUCCGCGUCUGUCGCAACAAGUUCAAAUCCCAUGACCAUUCCAGAGUGAACGGAAGGGCUAAAGAAGAGGAAGAGGCUUUCUUUCUUCUCGUCGAGGCCUGAAGGAUUCCCCUCGGCCCCUUGUUUUUUCGAUGUCGCCACGACGAUGGGAAGAAAAUCGGAGAACGAGAACGGAUAGAACGAGUCGCUGCUAAUGAACGAAUAAAAAGAAGAGGAGAAGUGAGUUGUAUUCGAAUGGCUGGCUCGGAUAAGGAGCCCUCCUCGUGCGUUUAAUCGUUCCAGACAGUGGAGCGACGAUUGGCAUAUGCAAAUCUAGUGGUACAGAGUUUCAACAACACAGAAAUGCGGUGGUUCAUUUGAUUUUCAAACUUCAAUUCUCUUUAUAAUAAGAAUAAAAAAGUGUUUGUUGUUGAGACCAGUCAGCUUUCGAUGGGGCCAAUACAAGACAGUGGUAAACAUUGGCUUCAUUCAUCUUGUCCAAUUUGUGAUAAAAAAGUCAACGACAUUCGUCGACAAUUGAAAUUUUCAUAUCAAAAUCUGAAAAAAUAUCGUUCGAUUAAUACAAAUCGAUAAAUAAUUUGAAAUUGAUUAAAUGAGAAAAAGGAAAGAAAAUUUCCACAUAAAAAACACGAUGAAUAUCACAAUUGUGGCCGUACGCACUUCGUUCUGCAUUUCACUGUCCAAGAAAAUGUCACAACGAGGAAGCACAUAAACACGAUACAAAAUGGACGAUUCUGUAACAAACGACACAAUUUUCGAAUCUGGAGGUGAGAGUCUCAAGCACUUUCCACGGCCAGUCACUAUCGCAGCUGCGGUUUGCGCGAUAAUUUUCAGUGUCGUUGGAGUUGCGGGCAAUUUGGUAACAGUAAUAGCAUUAUUAAAAUACACGAGAUUGAGACGGCAUGCUACGACCGCUUUCGUAAUAAGUCUCAGCAUUUCUGACUUGAUUUUUUCCGCGGUAAAUCUACCAUUAACUGCGAGCAGAUAUUUAAACGAAGCGUGGGUGCUAGGUGAAACUCUGUGCAAAAUAUUUCCGCUUUUUUUCUAUGGAAAUGUCGCGGUAUCUUUGCUCAGUAUGGUGGCAAUCACGAUUAAUCGAUACAUAUUGAUCUCGAGGUCAGAAAUAUACGCUCAAUUGUACACCACUCAACGAAUCAUUCUAAUGCUAAUCGCCAUUUGGACGUUGAGUUUCACUCUACUUUUGCCACCAUUACUCGGUUUCUGGGGGACACUAGGCCUGGAACCAUCCACUUUCUCUUGCACUAUAUUAAAAAAGAACGGUAGCAGCCCAAAAAAAUUCUUAUUCGUCCUAGGAUUCAUCGUGCCAUGCGUUGUGAUAAGUGUCUCUUAUUUUUGCAUCUAUUGGCGUGUGAGGAAGAGCAGAAAAAAUCUGGAAGCCCAUGCCGGCCCGACCAGAAGAAAAGCGGGAGGGUUUCAACGAAGAGAGGACUCUAGAGUGACCAGAUUGAUGUUGACUAUAUUUCUGUGCUUUCUUUUGUGUUUCAUGCCGCUUAUGCUGGUCAAUGUGAUCGACGAUAAAAUAAAAAUCCCAAUUUUGCACGUGAUAGCUUCUGUGCUCGCGUGGGCCUCUUCUGUGAUCAAUCCUUUCAUUUAUGCCGGUACUAACAAGCUUUAUAGAGAGGCCUACAAGCAGAUUUUGUGUCCAGUCUCUGCUAAAAUACCAACUACCGGGCCGAAACCUACUCACUCGCAUUCGAGUAAAGUGUCAUCGCCUCAAGCAACUUGAAACUUUAUGGUUUUAUUCAUUUUGGCGAUGUUAUAUUGUAUAAGUAAUGUGUAUAUAAUGGAAAUUAAUUGAGAUAAGCAUAAAAAAUUGCUAAUAUUUUUAUUAUAUAUGUGAAUUAUUCAAAAUAAAAAUAAAAAUAAAA